AUGUCUGUCGAGAAUGAUGAGCUAACCCAUAAUGAUCUUCCCUAUUCAGCUCCUUUGUUAUUGUAUUCUUCUCCUAUAGUACCCGAUUCUUAUAUCGAUAAUGAUAGUGGUAGAAAAAGUUUUGAAUUGUUUAGAAAGUCUUAUAACAGUGUUAAUGAUCACAAGAAUUUAGAUACAAAUGUGAUUGUAUCUUACAGUAAUGAACACGGGAGGUAUAAUGCUUUGAAAGAUAAUUUGUCUAAAACCGUUCUUUCAGUUGUAGAGAGAUUGAAAUUAGGUUCAAAAAAAAUCCCUCACAUCGUUGCAUCAGAUAUAAAAUGGAACUAUUUGGGUAAAGCUGUGUCUAAUUUGACUAAUAAUAAAGAUGCGCCCUCUCAAGAUGAUUUUGACGAUCAAUUAGAUGAUAUAGAAGAAAAGUAUACAAAAAAAAAAAAUGGCAUCUAG
This is a messenger RNA of Ambispora leptoticha, 444 nucleotides long. The record is from the annotation of a GenBank genome assembly. NCBI's taxonomy places the organism in Eukaryota, Fungi, Glomeromycota, Glomeromycetes, Archaeosporales, Ambisporaceae.